Corylus avellana is the source of this 1164-nucleotide messenger RNA. RefSeq names its product ethylene-responsive transcription factor ERF003. Lineage: Eukaryota; Viridiplantae; Streptophyta; Magnoliopsida; Fagales; Betulaceae. Gene Ontology annotation, molecular function: DNA binding; DNA-binding transcription factor activity. Gene Ontology annotation, biological process: regulation of DNA-templated transcription. The record is from RefSeq and is a predicted model, not a curated record.
UUGAAAUUUCAGUUCCUCUAUUUAUUCAAUAAUCAUCAGUUGCAAACAGCCAACUGGUAACUAAUAGAGACAGAAAAGAAGUUAGAGCCUCCCUUCAAAGCUCUAGUGGGACCCAAUUCUCUCCAAAUUGGUUGCCAGAGGGGGCUUAGAAAAAGACCCCUCCAGGCUCCAGUUGCCUAUAUCUGUGUCAACAAAUGCAACUACAAAAACCCCUCUCUCCCCCUUCCCUCACAGGCACCAUUCUCCUGCAUCAUUCCCUCGUUCAGGCAUUUUCACAAACACCUCUUCCACGUUUCUUUUUCUUCGGGCAUGGCCAGACUGCAACAGCGCUACCGAGGCGUCCGGCAGAGGCAUUGGGGCUCUUGGGUCUCCGAAAUCCGCCACCCUAUCUUGAAGACUAGAAUUUGGCUAGGAACAUUCGAAACGGCGGAGGACGCGGCGCGAGCCUAUGACGAAGCAGCAAGGCUUAUGUGCGGCUCGAGGGCUAGAACCAACUUCCCUUUCAACCCAAAUGCAUCGCAGUCAUCUUCAUCGAAGCUCCUCUCUGCAACUUUGACUGCAAAACUUCACAAGUGCUACAUGGCUUCUCUCCAAAUGACCAAACCAUUAGCACAAGAGCCUCAAAAACAACCAUCACCACAUGUCAUUGCCGCCAACAUUGGCUUCGCCGGAAAAACCAUCGAAAUGGGUAUGCGGCUGCCGGAAAAUAAUCCGGUGGGUGAGCUAGAACUAGAGCCAAACAACAAUUGGGUUUUCAAAAAAGUGAAAGUUGAAAGUAGCCAGCAGCCAUUCAAGUCUCUUGAGGAUGCUCAGAUUGAGCAAAUGAUAGAGGAACUUCUCGACUAUGGCUCCAUUGAGCUUUGCUCUGUUGUUCCACCACAGCCCCUCUAAUUUUAUCUCCAAACAUCUCAAAAAACACCCUCCUUUCUUUCACCUUUAUGGUAUAUGUAUAUCUUUUCUGCUAAUGUCACCCAUUCAUCUUCUAAUUUAACCUAUUUUUGUCAGCCUGCGCAGAGCCCAGAGCCUCCUGUUUCUUGCACCCAAUCACCACCCAAUAGUUCCCAAUUCUGUUCAUAGUUUCUUCAGACGACCCAUGUGAAUGAUGCCAUGCGUAGCAUCAAAUGUGUUAUAAUUAUAAUAUGAUUUAAGCUUAAUUAUGCUUUA